AUGUCUCUACUUCUCACUCAAGCCAGUUCUUGGAUCAAUUCUAAUGAAACUCUGAAAAACUCCUCCAUAACAUUACACAUUCUCUAUUCGAUUUGUCACAAUAUAUUCGAACAUCCAUCGGAAAUUAAAUUGAGAACCCUCAAGUUGGAUAAUGCAAAAUUUAAAGCCAAUGUUCUCAAUGUUGAAGGAGCUGUCGAUCUGUUAUAUUUGUGUGGAUUUGAAAUGGAUACAAAUAGCAAUUGUUUAAUUCUCAAACAAGUGAAUGAGAAUAUGUUGAAGGAAUUACAUGAUUUGGGAAAUUUAUUUAAUAGUUAUUGUUCUGAUGAUGUUAAAUCACCAAAACCAACAACUGUUUCGCAUCAAUCAUCACAUACAACAGUAUCAUCACAUGAUCCUUUCACAAGUACUCCAGAAAGAGCUCCUCCAGUGGUUCGUCAUCAUGAUUUAUUUCAUCAUCAUGACACAUCUCCUCCACCAAUUAGCACUACACAAACAGUAAGCCAACAACAACAACAUUCAACAAGUCAUGAUUUCAAUGAUGAAGAAUAUUUGAAAAAACAACAUGAUUUGGAGGAGAGAAGAAAGCAACUUGCUGAGGAGAAACGAAUCAAGAAGGAGGAAGCCAUGAAAAUUAAGAAUCAAUCUAAAUUGGAUAGAAAGGAAAAACAUGAUGAAGAUGAAUAUGAACAUGGAUUGAAUAUUCCACAACAUCAUGCCACUCAUCAUCAAGGAAAUACCUCUUCAAAUCCAUUCUAUUCAGGAAUGACUACUUAUAAGGAUCUUGGUCAAUAGCUCUUUCUGCCUUUGUAAAUAUAUUUCACAUCACACAUUAAAAAAGCAAUUAAAUCUUGAC
This is a messenger RNA of Naegleria gruberi, 853 nucleotides long. RefSeq names its product PUG domain-containing protein. The record is from RefSeq and is a predicted model, not a curated record. The transcript has a single exon. Lineage: Eukaryota; Heterolobosea; Eutetramitea; Acrasida; Naegleriidae. The coding region runs from base 1 to 792 and encodes 263 amino acids.